Messenger RNA from Plodia interpunctella (Indianmeal moth), 2729 nucleotides. RefSeq lists its product as uncharacterized. The record is from RefSeq and is a predicted model, not a curated record. Bases 82 to 2667 code for a protein of 861 amino acids. Gene Ontology annotation, cellular component: 90S preribosome; nucleolus. The transcript is spliced from 11 exons. NCBI's taxonomy places the organism in Eukaryota, Metazoa, Arthropoda, Insecta, Lepidoptera, Pyralidae. Gene Ontology annotation, biological process: endonucleolytic cleavage in ITS1 to separate SSU-rRNA from 5.8S rRNA and LSU-rRNA from tricistronic rRNA transcript (SSU-rRNA, 5.8S rRNA, LSU-rRNA).
GACAUUGACAUUAAUCGUGCAUGCAUGGCAUGGAUGGUGCUUUUUGUUGGUUAGAUUUCGAAAACGUAAAUAAAAUAAAAUAUGUCUAAAAAGAAGUUAUUUGACGAGGAUUCCGACGAAGAAAUAGACCUCAAAACUGAAAAUGAGUACGCAAAGAAAUACGACGCUUGGCGGGAGAAAGAAGAGAUGCACAAACUGGAGCAGAAGUAUGGAUCUAAAGCAUUAAACUCUGACGCUUCGUUGUCUACUGAUAGUGAAGAUGAGAGUGACGAGCCUCUGGAAGUCAGCGAAGAAACCGAGAAGCAGUUCCUUAAGACCCUGGCGCUGCUCAAGACCAAGGAUCCCAGGAUAUAUGAUUCAAGUUACAAGUUUUUUGAUGAAAAUAAGGAAAAACAACCAGAAAAAGAGUCAAAAGCCAAGACUUUAACUUUUGAUGACAGUGAUGGCGAUGAUGAUGAUGAUGGCAACAUCUUCAGCAUUGAGAAGAAAGCAGAAGUUGAUGAUGAUAAUGCCAAAAAGGAAAACAAAAAGGAAGGCAAGCUGAAAGAAUUUCUCACAGGUGAAGCAGAGCACAUUGAUGAUGAGGUGGAGAAAGACCUGGAGCCACUGAAAGCUCUGUGGUCGGACCCAAAGCUCAGUGAGGGAGAGGCCUUCUUGAGGGAUUACAUUCUUAAUAAAAAAUACCUAGACGACGACGACAUGGCACCAGUCACUGACAAACUUCUGGACGACGAUGACCUGGAAGCAGAUGAGAAGAUGGUGGAGGAACAGGGCAAGUUCGAGAGAGCUUACAACUUCCGGUUUGAGGAGCCCGACGAGGAAUAUCUAAAACGGUUCCCGCGCACGAUGAACUCCAUCCGUCCCAAAGACGACCGCCGCGCGCGCAAGCGGGCGGAGCUGCGCGCGCGCAAGGAGGAGGAGAAGAAGAGGAAGAUGGAGGAGAUCGCCAGGCUGAAGGCGCUCAAGCUGAAGGAGAUACAGGAGAAGAUCGCCAAGAUCAAAGAAGUCACUGGCAAUGACGAGUUGGCUUUUAAGGAAGAAGACAUAGAGGGAGACUUCGACCCCUCGGAGCACGACCGGCGCAUGCGCGCCAUCUUCGACGAGCGCUACUACGGCGCCGGCGCGGCCGAGCGACAGAAACCCGUGUUCCCGGACCUCGACGAACAACUCGAAAUAGAAAAUUGGGACAAUUUCGACCCAGAAAAGGAAACGCGAAACGAUGAAGAGGGUCCCCACUGCGAAGAAGAAGAUUUUAAUAUGGACGCCGAUUACGACCCGAAACAAGCACGAACAAACCUUAUGGAGGAAAUACAAAAGAGUUUGGGCAAGAAGCGUAGAAACCGAAAGAAGAAGUCCAAACUCGGCCAGCUAUUAACCAUAGACAAACCUAAGUUCGUUCCGACGGUGGCUGAUAAGACAUAUGAUGAAUAUAUGGAGGAAUAUUAUAAGAUGGACUGCGAAGAUGUGAUUGGAGGAGAUUUACCAACUAGGUUUAAGUAUAGGGAGGUCGUCCCGAAUGACUAUGGGCUGACUAUUGAAGAGAUACUGCUAGCGGACGACAAGGAGCUGACGCAAUGGGUGCCGCUGAAGAAGAUCGUGCGACAUCGUCCUGACAACAUGGAGCGAGGCGACGUGAAGACGUACGCUCAGCGCGCGUGUGACGUCAACCUGAAGAAGAAAGUGCUGCCAAGCCUGUUCAAGGAUUUGCCCGAGGAGCCAGAAAUAGUGAUUCCUAUUGAAGAAGCAACAAAAAAGAAGAAGAAAAAGAAGAAAAAUUCCAAACAAAGUACAGAGGAGACAAAUGAUGACCUUGCAGAUGACAAGGACAAUAAUAGGCAGAAUACAGAAGAUGGUGGUAGAAAAAAUCAGAAAAAUAUACCUGAGAAUACUGACAGUGAUCUAGAAAAAAGUAAUGUAGCUGAAGAAAAUAAUAAAGAAGAUUCACCAAAUGAUAUACAAUUAGAUAAACUCAAGAAGAAAAAGAAGCAUAAACAAAUAAGUAGUAACGUGUCAGUAAUAGCUAGUGUGAAUGAUUCAAGAGAUGGCACACUAUCGAAGAAGAAACAUAAAAAAGCUAGUCAUGUCAUAGACAAUUAUGAAUCAGAAAAUAAUGCAGUAGACAUUGGUGUGACAAGUGGUUUGGGUAAUUCAAGAGAUAAUAGUGAAGUACUUGAGUCUGUGAAGGAAAAGAAGAAACAUAAAAAACAAGAUGUUGAAAUUGAAAUAGGAACUAAAGUUGCAGAAGAAAAUGAUGUACAUGAAACAAAAUUGAAUACUAAUAGUUGUGAAAGUAGUAAACGGAAACGAAAGAAGAAAACACAAGGAUUUGUCAUAGAAAAUGUAAAUAACGUUGGACCUAGUCAAGCAAAUCUGGAAACUUCUAAUUCUAAAAGUAAAAAUACAAAUGAAACAAAUUCUCAGAAUAAUUUGAAACGAAAAUUUGAUUCGAUUACUAAUUUAGAACCACGUAAAAAGAAGAAGAAAAAUAAUCAAUUUGAUAAGAAUAAUGUAGGAAAUAAAUUCAAAAAUGACAAAUUUAAAAAGAAUAACAAUAAAAAUGAAGGUGACUCCGGUAAUCCUCUAGCGAAAUUGUCAGAUGAAAGGCUGAAAGCCUAUGGAUUGAAUCCGAAAAAGUACAGAGGUUUCUUAAAAUACAAGAAAUUUUAGUUUUUAUGUAAUAUUAUGUUCUGUAAAUAAUUUAUUGAUGUAAAUAAGUUUCGUUUAUUAUA